GCCGUGUUGGGACGCAACGUGGAGUUGUUUACUAUGUUUGACAGCUUUCUCGGAUUUAUUUAACGAAUGUUGACCCGCUAACCAGCAGCUCUCUGUUUAAAACUUGACCAUUUGUUUACAGGAAGAAAUGGGGAAGCCAAAGAAAAAGAGUGACCUCAGCCGAGCUGAGCUAAUGAUGAUGACCAUUGCUGAUGUCAUUAAGCAGCUGGUUGAAGCUCAUGAGGAGGGAAAAGACAUCAACCUCAACAAAGUGAAAACAAAGUCUUCAGCUAAAUAUGGACUUGAAGCCCAGCCCCGAUUGGUCGACAUCAUUGCUGCGGUUCCGCCACAAUACCGUCGUGCUCUGGUGCCCAAACUAAAGGCCAAACCCAUCCGUACUGCCAGCGGGAUUGCAGUCGUGGCUGUGAUGUGCAAACCUCACCGAUGUCCACACAUCAGCUUUACAGGCAACAUCUGUGUCUACUGUCCUGGUGGUCCAGACUCAGACUUUGAGUACUCUACACAGUCUUACACUGGUUAUGAGCCAACAUCCAUGAGAGCCAUCCGAGCCCGUUAUGACCCCUACCUCCAGACUAGGCAUCGGGUGGAGCAGCUGAAGCAGCUGGGUCACAGUGUCGACAAGGUGGAGUUCAUCGUGAUGGGUGGGACCUUCAUGGCUUUGCCUGAGGAGUACAGAGACUAUUUCAUUAGGAAUCUACACGAUGCCCUGUCAGGACACACCUCCAACAACGUGGCUGAGGCUGUCAGGUACUCUGAACGCAGUAACACCAAGUGUGUGGGAAUCACUAUAGAAACACGGCCUGACUACUGCCUGAAGCGACACCUCAGUGACAUGCUGGGCUACGGCUGCACCCGGCUGGAGAUAGGAGUCCAAAGUGUAUAUGAAGACGUGGCCCGCGACACCAACAGAGGCCACACAGUGCGAGCCGUGUGUGAAUCUUUCCACCUGGCAAAGGACGCUGGCUUCAAAGUGGUCGCGCACAUGAUGCCGGACCUGCCCAACGUGGGCAUGGAGAGGGAUGUGGAGCAGUUUAUUGAGUUUUUUGAGAAUCCAGCUUUCAGGCCAGAUGGUUUGAAGCUGUAUCCAACGCUGGUGAUCAGGGGCACGGGGCUGUAUGAGCUGUGGAAGACCGGCCGGUACAAGAGCUACACACCCAGCGCCCUGGUGGACCUUGUGGCCCGAAUUCUGGCACUGGUGCCGCCCUGGACACGAGUCUACCGGGUACAGAGGGACAUCCCCAUGCCGCUGGUGAGCUCAGGAGUGGAGCAUGGCAACCUGAGAGAGUUAGCACUGGCCAGGAUGAAAGACAUGGGCACUGAGUGUCGAGAUGUGAGAACCCGAGAAGUGGGCAUCCAGGAGAUCCACCACAAAGUCAGGCCUUACCAGGUGGAGCUGGUGAGGAGGGACUAUGUGGCCAAUGGCAGCUGGGAGACCUUCCUAUCUUACGAGGACCCGGAGCAGGACAUCCUGAUUGGCUUGCUGCGUCUGCGUCGCUGUUCUCCUCAGUCCUUCCGUCCUGAGCUGAAAGGAGGCGUGUCCAUCGUCCGUGAGCUGCACGUCUACGGCAGCGUCGUCCCCGUCAGCAGCCGAGACCCCAGCAAGUUCCAGCAUCAGGGCUUCGGUAUGAUGCUGAUGGAGGAGGCAGAGAGAAUCGCCAGAGAUGAACACGGCUCCGGAAAGCUAGCCGUUAUCUCAGGUGUAGGAACAAGGAACUACUACAGGAAGAUGGGCUAUGAGUUGGAGGGACCGUACAUGGUGAAGGACCUGUAUGGACCUGGAAUGGACUGAACAUGGACGGUGCAUACAAAAUGACACACGUACACGCACAAAUUGUGUUGUGUAUCAAGACAAUAUUCAUGGGACAUGAUUCCUGCAGUAUUUUCAGUGUUCUGAGGAGAUAAUGGUUGGGUGUUUUCUCUCAGCCCACGCAUCUGCUUUUUAUCUGGAACACUCUUGGAAAUGCUGUUGCAUUUCUUCUGUUUUGUUUAGAUAAGGAGAAUAUGUGAGGACGUAAGGAAUGAAGAAAAGUUAUUUGGGGUGAAGCCAGAGCAGCUUUAGAGCCAGGUGUUUGGGAUGCAGGCAGAUAGACGGCAGAGACAGGUGGAUGUGGACACUGACGUUUUUCCUUUUCUGAACAGGUACGAAAAUAAGACACACAAACAAAUGACAUGUUGGUAUUUUUAGCUUUCCGCAUUAGAAAUAAAUGGGUUCCACCAGUGCCUUGUCAAUGACCUCUGUUUCAGCAGCAGGACUGAUUCGGUUUGAUGAGAAAUGACAGUGCUGAGGCAUUUUUAACUCCACUGAAACGAUACACUUGUUUGGUGACGAAAUACCAGAAUCUCGAGGUGUCCCUUAAAUAUUUUUGUGCGUCCGUUGAGGAUGAGGAACCCAUUUAGCAUCUCGGUUUGAGCUAAUCAUGUUUAUGUUGCAGCUAAAUAGAAAACCCAUUAUGAGUGGAGCGUUCAUUAAUGGCUGGCAGUGGAUGAAUGAGCAGUGGGAAGUGUCCUCGCUGGGCAGCCGUUGUGUAAUUGCACAAUUUUGUUUUAAAGGGCAGGAAAUUAAAUAUUAGUGUUACAUAAAUUGCUUUUUAAAGCUCCACAGUUAAUCCUGUUUCUUGUUUGUCUUUCAUGCAUUCUUGGGCUUACAUGUAUUCUGGUAAUUUCCAGAUGUGGAAUGCAUCACUUGACCAUUUUUUUUUCACUCCCAGAGAAUAAAGUAUAUUUCAGUUACCGUCA
Toxotes jaculatrix (banded archerfish) is the source of this 2736-nucleotide messenger RNA. It is a transcript of the gene elp3, whose product is annotated as elongator acetyltransferase complex subunit 3. The transcript has 15 exons. Bases 128 to 1789 code for a protein of 553 amino acids. Gene Ontology annotation, molecular function: acyltransferase activity, transferring groups other than amino-acyl groups; iron-sulfur cluster binding. Gene Ontology annotation, biological process: tRNA wobble base 5-methoxycarbonylmethyl-2-thiouridinylation. Gene Ontology annotation, cellular component: nucleus; cytoplasm; elongator holoenzyme complex. NCBI's taxonomy places the organism in Eukaryota, Metazoa, Chordata, Actinopteri, Toxotidae. The record is from RefSeq and is a predicted model, not a curated record.